Molecule: messenger RNA, 1616 nt
Organism: Nicotiana tabacum (common tobacco)
Lineage: Eukaryota; Viridiplantae; Streptophyta; Magnoliopsida; Solanales; Solanaceae
Product: succinate--CoA ligase [ADP-forming] subunit alpha-2, mitochondrial
Biological process (GO): tricarboxylic acid cycle
Cellular component (GO): mitochondrion; succinate-CoA ligase complex (ADP-forming)
Molecular function (GO): succinate-CoA ligase (ADP-forming) activity; succinate-CoA ligase (GDP-forming) activity
Source: RefSeq, a predicted model, not a curated record
GCAAGACCCGAUUCGAAAUUGGGUGACAAGUGAGACCCAUCACUUUCGCCCCGAAGAAUAUUCCUCGGUCGCCUUUUCAAGUUCAACUUUUCCGAUUGAGAAGACUUUCACUACUUUUGCCGCUCCAUUACAUAUACAGAACGCCACCAAAAAACGCCACCGUAAAUCGCAGAAAAGAGAAGGUUUACAAGUAAGAGCAUCCAUGGCUCGCCAAGCCACCAGAGUGAUUGCAAAUCUGUCAACAAAGCUGAACUCUAGCAGCCCCACACCCUCUGCAUCUUCGUCCUUGUGGCAGCAGUACAGAUUCUUUGGAUCGCCACUGCCUCCGCCGGCUGUAUUCGUUGAUAAGAACACACGUGUCAUCUGUCAAGGCAUCACCGGCAAGAACGGAACUUUCCAUACCGAACAGGCCAUUGAAUAUGGCACCAAAAUGGUUGGUGGAGUGACACCCAAAAAGGGUGGUACAGAACAUUUGGGGCUUCCUGUUUUCAAUACUGUUGCAGAGGCAAAAGCAGAAACAAAAGCUAAUGCUUCAGUGGUCUAUGUUCCUCCACCAUUUGCUGCAGCAGCUAUUAUGGAGGCCAUGGAGGCUGAAUUGGACUUAGUUGUCUGCAUCACAGAGGGAAUUCCUCAGCAUGAUAUGGUUCGUGUAAAAGCAGCUCUCAAGAAGCAAUCUAAAACUCGGCUGAUUGGUCCGAAUUGUCCAGGUAUUAUAAAACCAGGAGAGUGCAAAAUCGGUAUUAUGCCUGGAUACAUUCACAAACCAGGACGUAUCGGAAUUGUUUCUCGAUCUGGUACGCUGACAUAUGAAGCGGUUUUUCAAACAACUGCUGUUGGCCUUGGGCAAUCAUCCUGUGUAGGGAUUGGUGGGGAUCCUUUCAAUGGUACAAACUUUGUUGAUUGCUUAGAGAAAUUUGUUGCUGAUCCACAGACAGAAGGUAUUGUUCUUAUUGGUGAGAUUGGUGGCACAGCAGAAGAAGAUGCUGCAGCCUUCAUAAAGGAAAGUGGAACUCAAAAGCCUGUAGUUGCUUUUAUUGCUGGAUUGACAGCUCCUCCUGGACGGCGAAUGGGUCAUGCUGGAGCUAUUGUAUCAGGGGGAAAGGGAACAGCCCAAGACAAAAUCAAGGCACUAAAGGAAGCUGGUGUUACAGUGUGCGAAUCUCCUGCAAAAAUUGGAGCCUCAAUGCUCGAUGUGUUCAAACAGAGGGGUCUUGUGUAGGCCUGUGGCAUGACAUUUUCAUUUGGAAACUUUUUUGUUUGCUUGUUCGUGGACAUGCUAAAUGAUGUCCGGUUAUCCACCAUUACCCAUGGAAGAUAAUAACAAAGAGAAAUUUGAUGGAUAUACUUGUUUAUCCAGGAACGGAGAAGAAACUGCAGAAGGGUUUAUAAUGUUGACAUUUUAGAAUUCACUGUUAUUAGGUCCUAAUUUUCAUGUUAUGACAGGACGUUGCAGUAAUGCAAUUUAUGUUAACAGCAUGUUUUUGGACCAAAGCAAACUCACAAUCCAAAUCUGUGAUAUUCCCUAUCAUUGCUCCUUUUGUAUUGCUAUAGCAAUUUUUUUGUGUAAACCAAAUGGCUAAUAAUCUGCCCGUCCGUGGGAUCCUUUCAUUUUCCCA